Molecule: messenger RNA, 804 nt
Organism: Talpa occidentalis (Iberian mole)
Lineage: Eukaryota; Metazoa; Chordata; Mammalia; Eulipotyphla; Talpidae
Gene: TRMT112
Product: tRNA methyltransferase activator subunit 11-2
Exons: 4
Coding region: 35-412 (125 amino acids)
Biological process (GO): tRNA methylation; peptidyl-glutamine methylation; rRNA (guanine-N7)-methylation
Molecular function (GO): protein heterodimerization activity
Source: RefSeq, a predicted model, not a curated record
UCCGCCUCCGGCCUCGCGAGCGCGCCGCGUCGCCAUGAAGCUGCUCACCCACAACCUGCUGAGCUCGCAUGUGCGGGGGGUGGGGCCCCGGGGCUUCCCGCUGCGCCUCCAGGCCACCGAGGUCCGCAUCAACCCUGUGGAGUUCAACCCCGACUUCGUGGCGCGUAUGAUUCCCAAGGUGGAGUGGGCGGCGCUUCUGGAGGCGGCCGAUACCUUGCAUCUGGUCGAGGUGCCCAAAGGGCCGGUUCAGGGAUAUGAGAAUGAUGAGAAAUUCCUGAGGCAGAUGCACCACGUGCUGCUGGAGGUGGAUGUCUUGGAGGGCACUUUGCAGUGCCCAGAGUCUGGACGCCUGUUCCCCAUUAGCCGCGGGAUCCCCAACAUGCUGCUGAGUGAUGAGGACACCGAGGCGUAGCUGCCAGGCACCCGUUUUUCGUUUCUGUGACCUAGUGUAUGUUGUUUUUGUAUAUCGUGUUUACUCGUAUCUCCAGUCCUUGACCCAGUGAUACCAGACACGCUCUUUUCUUGAGCUUGGUAUUAUAUUUUUUUCUCAUUAAAGGUUCAAAACCAAAAGCGGUUUCUCUUUGCAGCAAAUAUACAUUAAAAUAGAGUCUCUGUACAGCCAAGGGCUCUGGGCCCUGACUUGCCCCAUGUCCCUGCGCCUCCCUGGCCAAACCCAAAAAUAAAUAUAGUGUUAUUGCUCUGCAGGGCAUGGAGGCAGUGCUCUCCCUACCCCCUGAGGAGGCUGGGUGGGAGUUGAUGGGGGGGGCCCUGGCCUCCCCAGGGGUCCAGGGGCUGGAGCCUGCU